This is a messenger RNA of Phragmites australis (common reed), 1391 nucleotides long. Its product is annotated as pentatricopeptide repeat-containing protein At4g38150-like. The coding region runs from base 149 to 1114 and encodes 321 amino acids. NCBI's taxonomy places the organism in Eukaryota, Viridiplantae, Streptophyta, Magnoliopsida, Poales, Poaceae. The record is from RefSeq and is a predicted model, not a curated record. Gene Ontology annotation, molecular function: protein binding. The transcript is spliced from 2 exons.
CAUUACCAUUACCCAAACUCAUCUUGAUAGGUAGCAUGGUUAAUGCAUUGGGUCGACCCAAAGCGACCCACCUGCAUCCUGAAUAAACCCCAUUCGUGUGCUGGUCUCGUGUCUAUCCCCUGCGCCGCCACGAGAGAGAGACGGAGAGAUGAGCCUGCAGAUUCCGGCGAGAUCGGGUGGCCUCCGCCGCCUCUUCCUCCUGGGCGGCAGCGCUGGGCUCCGGCGUCCCUACUCCACCGGUGACCGCCGCCGCCGGGUGAUCCGCGAAGCGCGUCAGGAGGAGGAGGACGAGGCCUUCCUCCGCACCCUCAACUUCGGCGCCGACCCCGAGAACAACCCCCUUCCCCCGCCGCCGAUACGCGGCGUGGGAUCCCCAUACAGCUCCGCCUCGACCGCUGCCGUGGGUGAGCAGCACCAGCAGCGACCCGAACAGAGCGCUCAGAAGGCCGUCGGGGAGACGCUGCUGGAGAAGCUUAGGAUGGGCGAUGGCCCCGCCGCGGGAAAAGGAACCGAGCGGCAGCAGCCUGAGGAAGAGACACCGCCGCAGCCGGAGGACGUGGACGAGAUCUUCCGAAAGAUGAAGGAGACCGGGCUGAUACCCAACGCCGUGGCCAUGCUCGACGGGUUGUGCAAGAACGGGCUGGUGCAGGACGCCAUGAAGCUGUUUGGUCUGAUGCGGGAGAAGGGGGCCAUCCCGGAGGUCGUCAUCUACACCGCCGUCGUCGAGGCCUUCUGCAAGGCGGCUAAGCUCGACGACGCCGUGAGGAUCUUUAGAAAGAUGCAGGGGAAUGGGGUCAUCCCUAACGCAUUCAGCUACUGGCUGUUGAUAAAGGGGCUGUGCAAGGGGGGCAGGCUGGAUGAUGCGGUAGCGUUCUGCGUGGAGAUGUUUGAGGCCGGGCUUGCGCCGAAUGCUGAGACAUUCGUGGGCUUGGUUGACGCGGUGUGCAAGACGAGGGGGGUGGAUGAUGCUGAGAAGGUUGUGAGGAGCUUCCAGGACAGGAACUUUGCUAUUGACGAGAAGUCUAUCAGGGAGCACUUGGACAAGAAAGGUCCAUUCUCACCAGUGGUGUGGGAGGUGAUCUUUGGAAAGAAGAAAUCAGGCCGACCUUUUUGAUCCCUGCCAGAAAGUAGCGUGCAGCUGGCUUGGGUUCGGGUGCGAUUCCAGUCCUAACAUGCUGCCGCUAGUAGCAGCACCCAACCAUGACAAGAUCCUUGAAGAAAUCAAUCAAUGCAAGUGCUGGAAAUUAGAAAUUCCAUUUUAGACAUUUCAAAUGGUGUAUGAGUUUUCAGAAUGUUUUGUUCAAUUAAUCAAUCCUAAUGGGUGCCAUUAUGUGAAUGGCUGCCUUUUAUGAAGAUAUAUCAUAUCUCAUUUAAGUUUUUAGAUUUUAAAU